This is a messenger RNA of Eublepharis macularius, 4876 nucleotides long. RefSeq names its product serine protease 35 (gene PRSS35). The record is from RefSeq and is a predicted model, not a curated record. Gene Ontology annotation, biological process: proteolysis. Bases 183 to 1430 code for a protein of 415 amino acids. The transcript has 2 exons. Gene Ontology annotation, molecular function: serine-type endopeptidase activity. NCBI's taxonomy places the organism in Eukaryota, Metazoa, Chordata, Lepidosauria, Squamata, Eublepharidae.
GUCUGGCUUUCAAGGAUGCGUUGCUCUUUGAAUGCCUAAAAAUCAAGAGAGAGUUGCUUGCUGAGGAUCAGCUGCCAUGCCUGGUUUCUCCUGAAGUUGCAAUCUUUGACAAACUUACCUGCGGAGUAAGUCCCCGUUGAAUUAAAUCAGACUUACUUGGGAAGUAAAGAAAACAGAGAGGCAUGAUGGGCCAAGUUCUGCUAUUACUACUAUUUUCCACUUCUGUCUCGAGCCUCAUUAAUGGAAUAAAUGUAGAACAAGAUUUCAGCUGGCAGUUAAAAAAAGUACCCCGGAUUGUGAAGGGAAAGACUUUGUCCCUUGAGAGCCCUAAAUUUGAAGCCAGUGCCAAACUAGAGCUGAUUGGAGUAUGUGGGAUUGAAUGCCAGCGGAGACUCCCAGGGCCGCAUUUGUCUGAUCUUCAGGAGCUGCUCUCUUAUGAGACGGUCUUUGAGAAUGGCACACGGACACUAACUGAAGUGAAUGUUUUGGAGGCAGAAAUUAACCCAGUUGCAAAUGCCACCACAAAGGUAUUAUCAAGACGAAAGAGGCAGGUAUAUGGCACCGACAGCAGAUUCAGUAUUUCAGACACACGCUUUCUCACCAACUUCCCUUUCAACACAGCUGUGAAGAUCUCCACAGGCUGCAGCGGCAUUCUGAUUUCCCCAAAGCAUGUGCUAACUGCUGCUCACUGCAUCCAUGAUGGUAAAGACUACCUCAAAGGCAGCAAAAAACUGAGAGUGGGGUUGCUGAGGCUGAAAUCCAAAGGCAGUGGCAAGAAACGUAGGGGUGCCAAAAGAAGUAAAAGGGAGGAACUGGAUCUUGAGGCUUACCACACAACUGCCGAACAGCUGAAUCGGGGAGCCAGCAGUAGAGCUGGCAGAAGACAAAAGGCGUCUGGGGUGAGUGAAAAGAAAUCUGAGCGUAAGCCCUCCUUCCAGUGGACAAGAGUAAAAAGUACACAGAUUCCCAAAGGCUGGUUAAGAGGUGUAACCGGGGAUGUUGCAGUCGAUUAUGAUUAUGCAGUUCUGGAGCUGAAGCGCCCCCAUAAGAAGAAAUACAUGGAUCUGGGCAUCAGUCCAAAUAGCAAGAUGAUGCCUGGGAGCAUGAUCCACUUCUCUGGGUUUGAUGCUGAUCGAUCUGGCCAGCUGGUCUAUCGAUUUUGUAGUGUGUCAGAGGAAUCCGGUGAUCUCUUCUACCAGCAUUGUGAUGCCGAGUCUGGCUCUACGGGAUCUGGAAUCUACCUCCGCCUUAAAGACGGAAACAAGAAAAAAUGGAAGCGCAAAAUCAUUGCCAUUUUUUCUGGUCAUCAGUGGGUAGAUGUCAAUGGAGAGCAGCAGGAUUACAAUGUGGCAGUUCGGAUCACUCCUCUCAAAUAUGCCCAGAUUUGCCUCUGGAUACAUGGGACUGAGGAGAACUGUGUACAGGGCUGAUGGCAGCUGACACAAGACGGCCUGACUGCAACAGGGGGGACAUACGUGGUUGGGCAUACAUUGAGCUGGAUAUGAAUUUGUUUGAACUUGAAACCAGCAGUUAAUUUCUGAUAUACUGAAGAUUAAAAACAUUUACGCAGCAUUUAGUAGAAUUUUUCAACUGGGUUGUUUAAAUUGACCAUAGAAAUGACAUGCACUUAAAAUCCUGAAUUGUAUUACAGUAUUUAUUUUUUUAUUUUUGUGGUAAAUUUGGGUCAUUCCUAUUAAAAAAACCCCUAAUGGCUCCUUAUGUUUGCCUGCGUUUUUAAAGAGAAGCAUAUUCUCUUGUAAUUGGUACUUUUAAAAUAUGUGAUUGUUUCAUUUUCCAUUUUACUUACUUUUCUCAGGGUUGUGCUCCAAUAAGCAUUUUUCUACUAUGCAGGUUUCAUGUCUAUAAGUGUAUCAUAUCUGCAGGAUAAUCAAAAUUGUGAUUCAUCAGAGAAACUUCAGGUGUAAUGACAAACCCUAAUUUAUCUGGGGGAUCACUGGCAUGCAUGCUCAGUCUCCCCCCAGCACAGAGAUUGAAUGAAUGGCUUCUCCUUUCAUGCCAACCAUAGUUUGCCAUUACUUACAAACUGCAAGCUAUUGUUUAUGCUUUUCUCUACAAUCCUAACCUGGAUUAAACCUUGGUUUGCCAUUAGGUCUGAAGUACGUCAGUCUAUCUUCACCCUUAAAUACUUUGGCUAAAUUAGCUUAGCUGAGGUCAUAUGUAAAGCCCACAAAUUCCAUUGCAUUGCAUUCUAAACAACAAAGUGGAGCUUAAUGAACAUAGUAGCAUGUCCUCUCUUUGGAAAAAAGGAAUAACCAUAAGAGUAUAAUUUUAAGUCUAGUUUGAGAAGAUAAGCAAAACCAGAGAGUAUUAUAUGUAUAUUCAUUUAACUAGUCCAGGGGUCCCCAACCUUUUUGAGGCUCUAGGGCACCUUUGAAAUUCUGACAGAGGGUGGUAGGUACAACCACAGACUGGCUGCCAUAGGUUGCAGAGCCACCCACGAAGUGGCUGCUGCAGGAGGUGGAGUCACCACAAAAUGUCACAGCAUUAGGUUAUUUCAGAAGAAAGCUCUGCUUGCCUUUUAAAAUGAACACAUUGUUCAAAAAUAUUGUUUUAUAUACAUACAGCUUGCUUUCAGUCACACACUGGAGAUCCUUGUGCAGUGGUGGCUGCUCCUGCCAAAGCAUCAUUUUUAAAAAUCUGCUCAGCCAAUCAGAUUUCCAGUGGCUAGUCAGAAGCUUUCCUGGGCAGAAGCCUACUUGGCCUCACCCACUUGGUAAAAACACUAGACAGGCAACAGGAAAGAUGUCAGCGAAUGCCAUGGUGCCCAUGGGCACUACAAUGGGAACCCCUGAACUAGUCACUAUUUCUGAUAGAUUCCUGACUCCAUUUUUUUUUUUGCAGUCAUGGUACUUUUGUCAAAAGAGAAGUAGUUCUACUGCUAUGUUAUUCUUAAAAACAAUACAACAUACCAAUUAUUUUAAUUGAAGAACGUAAGAAUCGUUCUGCAUUCAGAACUAGGAGAUCAGAGUCAGCCCAGCUCAAAGCACUGUGUGCAAUCUUGUAGGCUACCCAUUCACAUCAACAGAGGACAGUUCUGUUCUCAAAAGGAAGUACUAUUCUGCUGAAGUGAGUAGGGAAGUCUUUACAACUAGGAGUGUUUGACUAAGAGAGUUUUGACUCGUGAAAAUGCCCCAGAAAUGUAGUUAGACUCUAAGGUGCCGCUGGAUCCAAAUCUUGCUCCUCACUGGUUGACUGUAGUGACUUCCACCAUAGAGAUUAGAUUUUGUGGUUUCCCUCUCCCAAUCCCCCAGCAACAGACAUCAUCCCCUGCCCUGGGCCAUCAGAGCUUUUGCCAUUUUUUUUUUAAAAAGCAGCACUACGAUAUCAUAAUAUCGCUAUACCAUUGUAACAAUAAGAAUAGCAGGUUAUCUGAAUUCCCAGCUUUCAUUUUUUAAAAGUCUCAAGCCCCUUCCCUUGUGAAGAAGAGCUUUUCCUCUUAUAUCUUUGCAAGGGAAAGGGCAGGAGAUUUACUUUUUAAAUAAUGAAAGCUGGGAAUUAAUUUGUUUCACCAUUUCCCAGCUCUGUAUCAAUUUUCUGUUUGUUUCUAAAUUUCUGUUCUCUCAGAUCUCAAGCUAAGCGGCCUUGGUUAGUAAUUGGAUGGGAGACCUCCAAUAAAGACCAGGGUUGCAGAGGCAGGCAAUGGAAAACCACCUCUGUUAGUCUCUUGCCAAGCAAACUCCAACAGGGGUUGCCAUAAGUCAACUAUGACUUGAGGGCAGGUUUUCAUCCUUACCCUACUGUAUUGUUUAUUGAAUGUAUUGUUUAUUGAAUGUGCUAGUCAAUUAUCAUAUUGUCUUAUACUGUGAGACUCCUUGAGUCUCAGUGAGAAAGGUGGGUUAUAAUGUAAAUAAAAUAAAUAAAUGUAGAGAACCCACUACACCUAUUGUUACAACAGUAGAGUGACAUAAUGAUAUUCUAGUGCCUUUUUUUUUAAUUAAAAAGCCUCCUUGUGGCAGGAGUUGGAAAUGGCUGGUUUGAGAAAGAUCAGAAAAAAGCCAGGUAACCCCUUUGAGGAGCACAAAUGCACCACGAUGCUGUGAGGAAGCAGAAAAAAUCCAGCUUUCCAAAAGAUUAAAAUUCAGGAUGGAUAACCUGUGUGAAAGACAUCUGUGUGGUAUUGGAUUUACAAGACAAUAGUCGAGCUUUUAAUGGAACCAUGUGAAUCCUUUUAUCUCAGUUCAAAAAAAUUACAUAAAUCAGACAGACCUUCCUUUGCUCAAUCAUGUUGCAAUAACUACAAUGCAUUGAAAAUUAGGUAUGUAUGUUGUAUGAAAUACAACAGGUUGGUAUUAGAGUCUUCAGCUUUACUAAACAUGCUUUGAAAAUGAGAAUGAGUAGUUCAGAUUUAUAUAUUUUUACUUGUUUUUAAAAAUGUAACAGCAACAUUUCCUCCUUCAAAUGUAUUCAGAUAUUUGAAAGCCCUGUAUGACAAACAAGAUUAUCAGGACAUUUAGCAUUAAGAUGUUGUUAGCUUUACAAUAAUUCAGUGUUUGACAUGGAACAAAAUUCACUUUCUUUAUCUGUGUGGGAGAAGAAACAAGAAUACAUGUACACUGAUUACUAAACCUUUUAAAUCAUCUCUAUUUUGAGUGAUUCUUUAAACUCCAUUUUGUAUGAUUAGUUGAAAAUAUUAAAUCUGGGACUGAUAUUAAAAUAUUUGUAUUAUUUCUGUUACUGAAAUAUACAUUUGAGUGUACCCCACAAGCAAUAAAAGCUCACAGCACCUGAACAGCAGCAUUUUUAUUUUAAAUGGAAUUUUAAAAAUAUAUUUUGGCUCUUAUUUUGGGGGAAAGUCAAAUGUCCAAUGAAAGCUAUUAAAGUUAUAUAUUUCAUUGUUUUAAUGAACAGAAAAAAU